Cephus cinctus (wheat stem sawfly) is the source of this 472-nucleotide messenger RNA. RefSeq lists its product as uncharacterized. The transcript has 4 exons. Bases 98 to 472 code for a protein of 124 amino acids. Lineage: Eukaryota; Metazoa; Arthropoda; Insecta; Hymenoptera; Cephidae. The record is from RefSeq and is a predicted model, not a curated record.
ACCAUGUAGCCUGGGCAGAAGGAGACCAAACUUCAAUAGUAGAAUGCUGAAAAAACUGCCCUGAAACAUGGCUUUUGUAGCUAGUUCCAAAUGAGUCAUGAGCGGCUCUGAAGACACCGAAAUUGAGGAAAAGAACGAAGCAAAUUAUACAAAAAUUAACGAGUCUGUUGUAAUGGCAGAAACCAAAAUAUUAGAAGAAAACAAAUUAACUUCGGAUAAAAAUGUACAGAUGAAAAUUAACGUGGAUUCAGAAAAAAAUGAAUCCAUAGACGAAAAUGUUGUGACAAAAGUAUUAACAGAACGAACAUCAAUUAAUUCUAUAUCAUCAAAUGAAAAUGAAAUUCUAAAAAAAUGCUUUGAUUCAGAAAAUACUUUAGAUAAUAGUGAACGAGAUAUGAGAGUGGUAAUGGAGAAAAUGUCGAAGUCAUCUAAUGGGAAUGAAAUCAGAAACUCAGACAAGCCAAGACUUUGA